This is a messenger RNA of Cajanus cajan (pigeon pea), 1921 nucleotides long. RefSeq names its product histone-lysine N-methyltransferase ATXR3-like protein. Gene Ontology annotation, cellular component: chloroplast inner membrane. Gene Ontology annotation, biological process: protein import into chloroplast stroma. NCBI's taxonomy places the organism in Eukaryota, Viridiplantae, Streptophyta, Magnoliopsida, Fabales, Fabaceae. The record is from RefSeq and is a predicted model, not a curated record.
CCCGUUCCAUUAUCUCUUCUCAACAGAAACACUUCUCACUUGGGUUUCUCAGUUCUCACUCUACUAUCUCCCAUUCUCCAUUUUCUUUCUUCCAACAAUGUCUUCCAUCAACUUGAACCCCUUCGGGGGAAACUGGUUCUCCAAACCCCCCAACCCUCUCUCUCUCCCUUCCCUCCCCAACAACAUCCUCAAUUUCCCCGAACCCCACGCCCAUCCCAACUUCGCCGCCAUCACCCUCCCCAAUCCCUUCCGCGGCAAGCCCAAGCCCAAGCCCAAGCCCAACCCGGAGCCCGCUGAGCCCGGCCCCUACGAGCAGCUGGCCCACCAGGUCCUCUGGGAGUGCCAGAACCCCCCCGACCACCGGCACACCCCGGAGGUCGAAGAAAUCCUGAAGGCCCGCGCCGCCGACGACGGCAGCGUCUUCGAGAAGCGCGAGGGCGCGACGGAGGAGGAAAUAAGGGAGAACGCGGAGCUGGUGGAGAAGCUCCGGAGCAGCCCCGUGGUGCAGUUCAUGGCGCGCGCCGAGGAGAUUCUCGACACCAUGAACGAGUUGGAGGUCAAGGACAACGAGAGGCCCUACCACAAGGAGGAUUGGGACCUCUGGAAGGCGGUGCCCAACGUCAUUGGGCUCGACGGAAGGCCCAUGCCCCGCAAGGCCCAGAAGACCCAGCAGGAGGCUGAUGACAAGUUCUGGGAUUUCGCCCGGCAGUUCUUUUUUGGGCUCUGGAAUUUCAGGCAGAGGCCCUACCCUCCCGGGAAGCCCAUUGAUGCCGCCCAGUCUAUUGGCUAUAAGAACCUCGAGAGGCGCUACUAUGACUUUAUCAUGAGGAGUGGUGGAUGGUACUAUAAGGAUCGGCUGGGUCGCACACGAGGACCGUUGGAGUUGAUUACACUUAAAACUGCAUGGGGUGCUGGGAUUAUUGAUAAGAACACUUUCAUUUGGGGAGAGGAUAUGGAUGAAUGGGCACCCAUCCACAUGAUUUAUGGAAUGGAGCGUGCAAUCGCUACUUGGGAAGUUAGACUUGCUGCUUCAGCAACAGCGUUGCUUCACAAACUGCAAAAGGGUAUACCACCUUGGGUUCCUCUCAAGGGAUUUGAAAAGAAGACUUACAAGCAACUUCAAGAAGAGGCUAUGGAAAGCAAGAGACGUGAUUUAGCAGUAUUGGAAGCUAAUGAUGGCCUUUGGCCCGGAGCUAGAAUUCCAAGUCAUGCCCUAUUUCUCUGGGCUAGUGGCUCUGAACUGACGAACAUGUUGGAACAGGAUCACAUGCCCAACAAAUACAUCCCGAAACAUCUUAGAAAGAAGUUGGCUGAAGUUAUUCCAGGGUUGAGGCCAUGGGAAGUUCUGAGUGUAGAACAAGCAAUGGAUCGAUUAACAUUUAACGGUGAAUGGUACCGUGAACCACUUGGUUCAUACACCACUGGUCCCCCGUACCUUCAGCACUGGAAUAAUGAUGUUAUGAGAUUGUAUAAGAUAUUUGAUGAUCUUAACAAUGAGUUGUACGAACAUAUGGAGAAUUCAAUUGCUGGCUUUGAUAAAAUUAUGGAGAAGGUCAAGCAGGAUUUUAUAGAGAGAACUGAUAAAAGGCUGGAGCAGAAAGACAAAGAGAAAAGAGAAGCUCGUAAGAAAGCUGGGUUGCCCGAGUAUGUAUGGCCUGAAAAACCAUAUGACCCUUAGCAUCAUUUCUUACAUGAUUUCUGCAGAUCAUAUGGGUAAGGACGCUGAGACAGAUAUCAUGAAAUAAGAAUGCUAUCUGCCAUUGGCUGUAGUAUUUUUUGUUUUUCUUAGAGCAGUUAUAUUGUUAAAUAUUGGCAUGUAUACAUCGGUGAGCAAUGAAUGAAAAUAUUCUCCAGCAUCUUAUCAUUGCUUUUUUAGGUGUUUGACCUCGAAUUAAAAUACAAUUAGGAUAUAAUUAUCUAA